Spea bombifrons (plains spadefoot toad) is the source of this 2865-nucleotide messenger RNA. RefSeq names its product zinc finger protein 276 (gene ZNF276). Gene Ontology annotation, molecular function: chromatin insulator sequence binding; zinc ion binding. Bases 304 to 2067 code for a protein of 587 amino acids. The transcript has 11 exons. Lineage: Eukaryota; Metazoa; Chordata; Amphibia; Anura; Pelobatidae. Gene Ontology annotation, biological process: regulation of transcription by RNA polymerase II. The record is from RefSeq and is a predicted model, not a curated record. Gene Ontology annotation, cellular component: chromosome; nucleus; kinetochore.
UAAUUGUCCCCAGUUACACGAAUAUUGUAAAUAAUGUAUUUUAUAUAAGAGCAAACUGAAGGACUUGGCUGGCUGAGUUGGCGGGAGUUGUUGCAAGAACUGUUGGGUUUGCAUAACAGUAGAUACACAUCUGCCUCAUUAUACUCCUAUUGCCACCAUUGUCUUUGGGACAUGAGAGCCUCUUGGCUGCAGUGCCUCCUCCUGGCCGCUUGGAGCGCUGUGUCCGCAGCUGUUUGCUCUGCCCGGCUACCGGGGAUCUAGAUGGCGAGUUCUCGGCUCCAACUAGGGGGUUGAGACUGUGGGAUGAAAGGGGAGCGGCGCGGCCGGAGAGCGGCCUGGCAACGCAGGACAGGCCGGUCCUCGGAGCCACUACAAGAUGGGGCUGUUCUCAGCACCUCCAGGCCGCAGCCUAACUGGAGCCCUGAGCAGAGGAAACUGGGGAAGAGCAGGGGGUGUGAUGGAGGAGUUGGAAGGACCUCGAGUGCCGGUUAUUGUCGGCUGUGCCACGGGAAGUUCUCAUCUCGCAGCCUGCGUCACGCCUUUGGGAAGGUGGCGGUGAUGGGUCGGAGUUCCGAGAAGCAGAGGCGACUCGAUCAAGUUUUCUUCGCUGACUUUCAGCAGCUGGUUGGGGUUUCCGUACGACACGACCCAGAACUUCCACAAUUUGUAUGCAAGGACUGCCAUGCUCAGUUUUACAAGUGCCGCAGCGUGCUGAGAACGUUCAUUCAGAGAGUCAACACAUCGCCCACCAAACCCAACAGCGGUGGGUCAGAGAAAAUGCACAGUGCAGUCAGCUCUGCCAGUGAUCCCUGUGCAGACUUGAUCACGUCAAGCCCUGAGUGUCUUCAUGCCCUGGUAAGCUGGACACACAACCAUGCCGGGAACUGCCAGUCUGUACCCAGCCUCCAGCGUGUUCUGUCAACUCAGUACUGCGGCAUCAUCCGUGCCGUGUGGGGAUGCGGAGGGGGCCAUGAUUACAUCAUGGAAACUGAUCUUGACUGCAGUGCCCUGUCCACCCUGCGGAAGGAAGAUGUGACCAUCCUACCAAGCGGCAAUGGAGCAUACAGUAUAAGCGCAGAGCCUGUAAACCUACCCUCAGGAUACAGCCUUCCAGAUGUGAUGGACACCACUCUAUCCCUUCCUGAUAUGUGUGGAGUUGGAGACUUCACUCCCCAGAGCCAGUCACCUGCACUGCCAUUGGACGCCGGGGCGGUCACCUCCUGUCAAGUUCUGGACCCUCCACAUGCACAUGCUGCCAGGAAACGUUCCCGCUCAUCAAAUGACAUCGCAAAAGAGAAGUACAGCUGCCAAUCUGAAGGAGAUCCCCAAAGAAAGGAGACAAGGGAGAGACAGGGGGACCUGCUCUCCUCAGAUGACUCCUGUGAGCCAUUUCCAGAAAACAGCUGCAGCCCAAACAAAAAGAACCAGUCAAGAGUGACAAGGAGUCACCCUUCAGAGCCCAGGGAGAGAAAAAGACCUGGCCCCAAGCCAGGCUGGAAUAAAAAGAUAAAGCGUGAGAGGGAGGAGCUGCCUACUAUUUACAAGUGUCCCCAUCAAGGCUGUACAGCUGUAUACAGAGGUGCUGACGGUAUGAAGAAACAUGUCAAAGAACAUCACGAGGAGGUACGGGAGCGACCAUGCCCACAUCCUGGAUGCAACAAGGUGUUCAUGAUUGACAGAUAUCUCCAGCGUCACGUCAAGCUCAUUCACACAGAGCAGAGGAAUUAUAUCUGUGACCAGUGUGGACAGGCCUUCAAGCAGCGCAAACAUCUUUCUGUGCAUCAGAUGAGACACUCAGGAGCAAAACCUUUGCAAUGUGAAGUUUGUGGAUUCCAGUGCAGGCAGAGGGCUUCUCUCAAAUACCACAUGACCAAACACAAAGCCGAGGCAGAUCUGGAAUUUGCAUGUGACCAGUGUGGAAAGCGCUUUGAGAAGGCCCACAAUCUCAACGUACACAUGUCCAUGGUGCAUCCACUGACACAGAGUCCCGCCAAGCCCGCAGAAACUGAGCCAGAUGCACCCUCAGGAACGAUGGAUACAGAACUGAUACAGAACCUGCCUCCUUAAGCACCAGCCAGAGGCACACAGAGUUUGCUUUAUAUGUUUUUUAUCAGACAGCUGUACAGAAUGUGUGUUUUUUUAUACUCUGAGCCAUGGCCAGCAGGGACUUCCUACAAGGGUUUAUAUUAAACAUUUGGCCAAUUGGCCGUUCCUUCCUGUUUUAGCCACAAUUUUUCCCCCCAGCUCUAUCUAUUCAUGAUAAAUCCAGCUUGGAAGUUUUACGUCAUUGUUUACAACAGGCUGGGGGAAGAGAUUUUCUUUGCACUCACCAGUUCCUGUUGUUAUGUUUUUAAGCAGAUCUCUGUUCAAGAAGCAUACUUUAGAGGAAGUGCAAAUGUAAAUUACUCCCUACCCCUGGCGAAAAAGCAUAGGCACUUAUAUACAAACUUGUGAUUGCUACAUACUGCCCAUUCAGGUAAGAAAAGGCUUGUGCGAUUUAUUGCACAUUUUUUUAGCUAUACAGUAGUCGGACUUGCUGUGUGUAUUUAAUGGACCUUAACCUUUCGUAUAAAAUGCCCGUAAGAGGAUAAAUGUUGCGCUCACUGCAUUGGUUGUAAAUGAAGAUAGCACAACAAAAAAAGCUUGAGGGCUUUUUGGUAGUUUUAAACUUUAUCAAGAGUUUGUCCGUUUUUUUUUCUCUUUUCAUUUCUGAAUGAUGUCCCUUUUGAGUCGUCACUGUGCUAAACAACAACUAAAGGGCAAUUUGCUAGGAGAUAUUAACUCUACUGUUGCAUCAUCAUAAAAAUGGUAGAGGUGGAAUGUCCAAUAGUUUAUUAUACAGAAUAAAUAAAUUACACAGUGAAA